Messenger RNA from Hemiscyllium ocellatum (epaulette shark), 2049 nucleotides. RefSeq names its product phosphatase and actin regulator 1-like. Gene Ontology annotation, molecular function: actin binding. Gene Ontology annotation, biological process: stress fiber assembly; cell motility. The transcript has 13 exons. The coding region runs from base 101 to 1876 and encodes 591 amino acids. The record is from RefSeq and is a predicted model, not a curated record. NCBI's taxonomy places the organism in Eukaryota, Metazoa, Chordata, Chondrichthyes, Orectolobiformes, Hemiscylliidae.
GCAGAGGUGGUAUCAGGGUCUGGGCUGUUUCAGGUUCGAGUGAGUCGUGCAGGUGCCGCCGCUGUCGCCGGCCGACCGUCUCAUCGCGACUGCUACAUUAAUGGCGGCCUCUUCAGGGGAGCCAGCAGACCGUCGGCCCAUUCGAAGAGUAAGGUCCAAGAGCGAUACGCCCUAUCUCACUGAAGCAAGAAUAUCCCUCAACGUGGAGACAGCGGAAGAAGUAGAAAGGCUGGCUGCAAUGCGUUCAGAGUCACUGGUCCCAGGUACUCAUACACCACCCAUCAGGAGAAGAAGCAAGUUUGCAACCUUAGGGAGGCUGUUUAAACCAUGGAAAUGGAGGAAGAAGAAAAGUGAAAAAUUUAAACAGACAUCUGCAGCUUUGGAAAGAAAGUUUUCCACACGACAAAGCAGAGAGGAGCUAAUAAAACGAGGAGUAUUGAAAGAGAUUUUUGAGAAAGAUGGAGAUAUGCCAAUACAUAAUGAAGAGGAGGUAAUAGAGAACGGUCAGAUCCAGUCUUCAGAAACGGAGGAAAGGGUGCCACAGCCUGUGUCAGGUGAAGUCGUAGCAGACAGUGCAACCCCCUGUACAGAGUCAACAGAUAAGCCAGCUGCCGAAGAUAGUCCUACAGAUAAUAGGGCAUCAGUCCCUGAGCAGGAUACAUCAACUAAACCAUCAUUGCUACUGCCUUCUAAAAAGUCUGUAGCUUUUCACUGUGACAUUGAGGAAACCCCUGCAAAGCAACAAUCUUAUCCUAAACAACCCCCUGCCCUACCUCCAAAACCACUAUCGAGGAUUGCCAACCAUAUAGCUGAUACUGGCCAGCCUGUGAAGCUUCCUUGUAUGCCACCUGUGAGGUUAUCACCCCCUUUACCUCCAAAGAAAGUGAUGAUUUGCAUUCCACCACAGACUGCAGACUCUUCGCCUACGUCCUAUUCUGUCGUGCAGAAAAUUUCCCAGCAGUCUUCUACACAGCAUCAGUUGCUGCCUUCCCAACUUGCAGCUCAUCAGCACCAGCAAAUUUGUGGAAGCUCUCAUUCUUCAUCUUUAUCAAGUGGACUACCUACCCAUCCAGCAGUAUCUACUAGUAAAGUGAUAGAAGAACUCAACAAGACUUUAGCCUUGACAAUGCAAAGGCUCGAAAGUUCAGGACUGCAUACUGGAGAAAGUGGAACAAAAUCAGGAAAAAGCAAUACAUCUGACAUUAGACAAGUGCCAACUAUAGUGGUUGAUUACGAUGAUGACAAAGAAAAUGUGCCUAAUGAAUCAGACUAUGAAGAUAAUUUCAGUAUGCAUGGGGAGGAAGAUGAGGAUGAUGAUGGUGAUAACGAUGAUGACGACGAUGAUGAAAUUGAUAACUUUUUCUCAAGUUCGUUAGCACUAAAGAUUUGUAGGAAAGACUCUUUGGCAAUAAAAUUGAGCAAUAGACCAUCAAAGCGUGAGUUGGAGGAGAAAAAUAUUAUUCCUAUGCAGACAGAUGAAGAGAGACUUGAAAUGAGGCAGCAAAUUGGAACAAAGCUGACAAGGCGAUUAAGCCAGAGGCCCACCGCUGAGGAGCUGGAACAACGAAACAUUCUGAAACCAAAAAAUGAACAAGAAGAAGAGGAGGAAAAGAGAGAAAUUAAAAGACGGCUGACAAGAAAGCUUAGCCAAAGACCUACAGUGGAGGAAUUAAGGGAGAGAAAAAUCCUAAUCCGUUUCAGUGACUAUGUGGAGGUAGCUGAGGCCCAGGAUUAUGACAGACGUGCAGACAAGCCAUGGACAAGGCUAACAGCUGCUGACAAAGCUGCUAUCCGUAAGGAAUUGAAUGAAUUCAAAAGCACUGAAAUGGAAGUGCAUGAAUUAAGUAGGCACCUAACAAGGUUUCAUAGGCCCUAGCUGUUUACUGUGUAUAACCAUGGAGUCUUACAAAAACCAGAAGUGCUAGGGCUGUACAGGCGCCCAUUAAACCCUCCAGGACUGAACUCUUCUUAAUUGCCUUUAUGUAUCAGAUAUUUACAGUAACGCACAUUUCCAAUUGUCUACUAAUCUGCUGACCUUCAGGAGUUAUC